This is a messenger RNA of Gymnodraco acuticeps, 1676 nucleotides long. It is a transcript of the gene cops6, whose product is annotated as COP9 signalosome subunit 6. Bases 433 to 1383 code for a protein of 316 amino acids. Gene Ontology annotation, cellular component: COP9 signalosome. The record is from RefSeq and is a predicted model, not a curated record. Gene Ontology annotation, biological process: protein deneddylation. Lineage: Eukaryota; Metazoa; Chordata; Actinopteri; Perciformes; Bathydraconidae. Gene Ontology annotation, molecular function: metallopeptidase activity; protein binding. The transcript is spliced from 10 exons.
CCCUCCGCGGAAGGACCGAACGGCAGUUAGCCUGCAAUAUCUUGGACUUCUUCAUGUGAAACACAGCUUGUCUCAGAUCACAUCAGCCUAUAUUUAUGUACAACUGUGUAAUGUAGGACAGUAACUAUGUGGAACAGCUUGUUUUACAAGAUUAUGAUCUUUUUGAUAACUUAAAAGACACAAUCUCGCAGACAAUACAUAAUAAAAUACAUGUUCAAAACUUACGAAUAGAUAAGGAGGAUUUAUAUACUAAAUGAUAGAAAUACGGUGGAGGAAAGUAACUAAGUACAUUUAGUUCAAUGUUGUACUAGUGCGAAAGUACUAGAAAUAAAGUAAAAAAAUAAAAACCGAUGUGAACACUUCCUGCAACACUGCCACCUAACGGUCGUUGAGGUGAAGACCGCACUGCGCCUGCGCGGAUUACCGGACAAGAUGGCGACCAGCAAUGGUGGAGGAAUGGAAGUGGAUGGGGCAGCCAGCCCCAGUGUUAUGGCUGCAGGCGUCACCGGCAGCGUGUCUGUUGCCUUACACCCUCUGGUGAUCCUCAACAUAUCUGACCACUGGAUACGCAUCCGCUCUCAAGAGGGACGUCCAAUGCAGGUUAUUGGCGCCAUGAUCGGGAAGCAGGAGGGGAGAAACAUCGAGGUGAUGAACUCCUUUGAGUUGCUGUCCGUCACCAUAGAUGAUCGGGUACACAUUGACAAGGAGUACUACUACACCAAGGAGGAACAAUUCAAACAGGUCUUUAAAGAGAUGGAGUUUUUGGGCUGGUACACCACAGGCGGACCCCCCGACGCAUCAGACAUCCACAUUCACAAGCAGGUGUGUGAGAUCAUUGAGAGCCCUCUCUUCCUCAAGCUCAACCCAUUGACCAAACACACAGAUCUUCCUGUCAGUGUUUAUGAGUCUGUGAUUGACAUCAUCAACGGCGAGGCUACCAUGUUGUUUGCUGAGCUGACGUACACUCUGGCCACAGAGGAAGCGGAGAGAAUCGGUGUCGACCACGUAGCUCGAAUGACAGCCACCGGCACCGGAGAAAACUCAACAGUGGCUGAGCACCUCAUAGCCCAGCACAGUGCGAUCAAGAUGCUCCACAGCCGGGUGAGGAUCAUCCUAGAGUACGUCAAAGCCGUGGAAUCAGGAGAGGUGCCAUUUAAUCACGAGAUCCUCCGAGAAGCGAACGCCCUCUGCCACAGAUUGCCGGUCCUCAGCACCAUCAAAUUCAAAACAGACUUCUAUGAUCAAUGUAAUGACGUGGGUCUCAUGGCCUACUUAGGCACCAUCACUAAGACCUGCAACAGCAUGAACCAGUUCAUCAACAAGUUCAACGUCCUGUACGACAGACAGGGCAUCGGCCGCAGGAUGAGAGGACUCUUCUUUUGAGCUGACAGCGAAACGAGGCGGAGACAUGCGCUGCAGUUUCUUUUUGGUUUGUUUCAUUUUUGGUUAGCUAAAACAAAUUCUACAGGAUCUUCUCAAACCUGUUUCUCAUUUUCAACCACAAGUGUAAUGAAAAGCACCUAAUUACACCGAUCAGUAAGAGAGAAUGGCUCAAGUCUAUCUUGGUUAUGCACAGGAAUGAAUUCACUGUACAUGAACGUUAUAUAUAUUACCCGUUUGUUAUAUUGUUUCAUGUUUCUGUUUGUAAUAAAUGAUCUGCUGAUUUUUUUCAUGGA